Messenger RNA from Tarenaya hassleriana, 1429 nucleotides. RefSeq names its product NAC domain-containing protein 69-like. Gene Ontology annotation, biological process: regulation of DNA-templated transcription. Gene Ontology annotation, molecular function: DNA binding. Lineage: Eukaryota; Viridiplantae; Streptophyta; Magnoliopsida; Brassicales; Cleomaceae. The record is from RefSeq and is a predicted model, not a curated record. The transcript is spliced from 6 exons. The coding region runs from base 33 to 1238 and encodes 401 amino acids.
UCUGGGGUUUUCCCCUUUUUCCCUGUGUGAAAAUGGCGGCUGUGGUGGGAUUCGGAUUCCGUCCGUACGACGAGGAGCUGGUCAACGAUUACCUCAAUGUCAUGACUCUCGGACUGACUGAGCUCGUCGACAACGCCAUUAGCGAGGUCAACAUCUACAGCUUCGAUCCAUGGGAGUUGCGAUUCCAGUCGAGAAUUGAUACGAGCGGUGAUUCUGUGUGGUAUUUCUUCUACCGGCUGGAGAAUAAGAAGCUGCAGAGCAGAAAAACGAGAUCUGGGUUCUGGAAAAAGACAGGACCUACUUUGGAUAUCAAACGCAGGAGAGGAAUUCGUGAUAAGAUUGGUGAAAAGAAGGUUUUGGUGUUCCAUUUAGGCAGAACUCCGAACGGUGUCGGAACUGAGUGGGUUAUGCACGAGUAUCACACCACGUUCUUCCCUGCUGAUCAGAGGACCUAUGUUAUAUGCAAAGUGGAAUUCAAGGGUGAAGACUUGGCAAUUCCAUCUGCUAAUGGAGCUGAGCCAAGUCGCUCUUUGAACAAUGUUGGAGAUUCGAGUACAGGCUCUGUGGUUGUCCAACAAGAUCACGGAAAUUCGUGGCAAGCGGGCCAAUCGCAGGGUUCAGAACAGUUUGGUGGCAGCCUUAGCAGGCAGCCACAAUCUCCUAACUUGGAUUUUGAAGGCAUGAGAAACUUUGUUGGGAAUCUAACAGAAAAGGAAUGGAAUCUCCGAUUUAAAAACUCCGAGAUAGAUUCUUACAAUGUUAUGCAGGAGGAUUACAACGGUUACAGGCCACAUAAGUCUUUGACAGGUUUAUGUUCCGAUUGUAGCAGCGACAGUGACGAUGAAUCAUCAUCUCCAACUGAUCACAAAGAAACCAGGGCUUGGAAUGUCGAUGGUGCUAGUACUACGAAUGGACAAUGUCAGGCUGAAAAGAAGAACAUUCGGACACCAAGUACGGACCAUCAGGCAGAAGGGCAUCCAAGGCGGUUGCAGUUGCAGGGUAAAUACCAAAGGGUGAUGAUGCCUCCACAAGAAAAGGGGGAGAAUGAUUACAUGCAACAGAUGGAGAAGGAGAUGAAAACGGCUCAAGACACAAGUAUCAAGGGAAAAUCACAUCGUAAGGGAUGUCUUGUCUUUGAGGGAGCAACGGACAAAAGUCGAAACAAUAAACUCAUCAACACCAUCGUAGGCUUCAUCCUCUUCCUUCUCAUCAUUCGUGAGCUCACAUCCGUUCGCUAAAGCCCUUUUUUUUCUUCUUCUUCUCUGUUUUCUUGCCCAUUUUGUGUCACUUCAUGUUCAUAUUCCCUCCCACAAAAAAUUUAAAAAAAAAUGAAAAACGAAAAAAAAAAAAAAAGUGUAAGUGUGUAAGUGUGUGUGUGUGUGUGUGGAGUUGGUGGAUGUUAUGUUUGGCGGCGGCUAUGGAAAGUAGU